GUGCCUCUUACAUUAUUUGGAGGUUCUGGAAACUACUCCUCUGCUUUGUACAUCGCUGCUGUAAAAGCCAAUGCAUUGGACAAAGUUGAGACUGAAAUUCUUGACCUUGUUGAAGCUACCAAAAAGAGUCCUACAUUUUCACAGUUCAUAAAGGAUCUAUCAGUGCCUAAGGGGACCAGAGUGAAGGCUAUAAAUGAUAUAUGUUCGGAAGCUAAAUUCUCAGAUAUUACCAAGAACUUUUUGGCUGUUCUGGCCGAGAAUGGGAGACUAAGACAUAUUGACACUAUUGCAAAGAGAUUUAUGGACUUGACCAUGGCACACAAGAAAGAGGUGAAAGCUGUGGUGACAACUGUUAUUUCCCUACCUCCAGAGGAGGAGAAAGAACUGAAGGAGACACUGCAGGCUAUUAUUGGACAGGGAAAGACAGUUAAGCUUGAGCAGAAGAUUGAUCCUAGCAUUCUUGGUGGACUGGUGGUAGAAUUUGACCAAAAGGUUCUUGACGUGUCAAUAAAGACUAGGGCACUGCAGAUGGAGAGGUUCCUCCGGGAACCAGUCAACUUUGAUAGCAUUUAAAGAUGCCUCAACCUAUGCUUGAUGAACUUGCUACAAUUUCCUUUUCUUCAAGUCCUCGUUUUGGCAGAAAGAGGAAUUUUUAUUUCCAUUUUCUGUAGGAUCAAGUUGUUUUUCCCUGCUUUUCCGAAGGCAAGGGUCUUUCUAUACUGAAAAUAAAAGCAAAGGGCCACUUUCUGCAA
Macadamia integrifolia is the source of this 752-nucleotide messenger RNA. RefSeq names its product ATP synthase subunit O, mitochondrial. Gene Ontology annotation, biological process: proton motive force-driven mitochondrial ATP synthesis. NCBI's taxonomy places the organism in Eukaryota, Viridiplantae, Streptophyta, Magnoliopsida, Proteales, Proteaceae. The record is from RefSeq and is a predicted model, not a curated record. Gene Ontology annotation, molecular function: proton-transporting ATP synthase activity, rotational mechanism.